AUACGACGUAAGGAUCACUCGUCGCCGGAUUACAAUCGUUUUCAUUCUAACCAGAAACUUCAAGUAAGUAUAAAUUGCUUUUACUGUGACUUUUUUCAUCCUUGUACUUAAUUUAAAAUCUCAAACAGAGCCGUAAUCAGACAUUUUAAAUGAUGAAAUUUAGUCUGCUGUUUGUCGCAAAAUUGUGCGCCAAAAUACUUUCUCUUUGAAUUUUAAAAUCGGAAUACUCGAACAAAGUUGAAAGCUACUUAUAAACUUUACACAAGAGGAAAUUGUUGGUUUUUCAUGUAAUGGAUAAAGUACACAGCGAACGCAGUAAACGUCUGUUUUGUUUCUUAUCUGUCGAUGGUGCGAAGGGAAACACGUCAUACCUUAAAUUAUCUUUUAUAUUUCUUUUUUCACAAGCAGAGUGGCUUAGACGGAAAUUUAGAAUGCGCAUUGAUCAAUGUCUGCUAAUAUGUGUUAUUUUUUUUGAUAUCGAAAACUUUUAAUGAUAAGGGAUACCCUUCUCUAUUUAAACCAAAAUCCGUGAAAAAAAAAAGAUUGACUCGAUAAUUUAGGCCUUUCGACUUUUCCGGAUAGAAGGUGAUGUUGAGACAGAUAAUUAUAACAUCAUAAAAUUUAAUGAAAACUGGAGGAAACUUUGCCUUUUCUUUAGAUUCUCCUUGCGCACUAAACCUACACUGCAUUCUGAUAAUUCACCUUUUCUUCCUUUUUCCGGAAAUUGAAGUUCCAUUCAUUAAUAAUCUCCGUAAACUGUGUCUUGUUUAAACGGGAUAUCGACAGGACUAACCUGAGUUAUUUGGGAUCUCUUUCAAAGCAAAUAAAUGGCGUUUAGGUUUAUUUGCAAGACAUGAACGCAAAUAGAACACUAUUGCACGAAAUUGAAUUCUCAGAAACUUUGCAAAUGCGAUAUUUUAAUUUACAUUUUCGUGAAACACAAAAUGCGUAUAUAGCGCUGGAAAAAAAUUGACCCGCAUGCGCAGACUGCAUUCAGCUUAAAGGGAAAUGAGCAAACAAAUAAAAUUAUCAGACAUAGGGAAAGAAGGUGAUCGCUGAACAACUCUUCACGCACCGGUUUCAGUGUAAAGAGCAUGUAGGGCACGUUCAAGGCAACUGGGGCUCAAGCUGUGCAUUUGAUUGAAUUUUUCAGAAUGUUUGAGGACAAAGUAAUCAACUCCACUCGCAGAUUGUGAUGGAUGUCUGCGUAUGACGUAAAAAAGCGACAAAAAUACGAGGCGAAACGUACGAGAUAAAGAACAUUUACGAAGGAAAGAAGAAAAAAAAACAACAUCGAGACAGUGGUUGAAGUUCAAAAUAUGAGUAUUGUAGCAGUGGUUUUGCUGUCAGUUCUGGACGUAUUCGCUGCCCUAACCAACACCGCUAUCCUAUGCCUUGUACUGCCAAGAACAUGUAUGCGUACAGUCAGUAAUUUAUUUCUCGUAGGUCUGUCAUUGACACAGUUUUUGAUGACGGUCUUAGUGAUUCCAUUUUCAAUAGUCACCCUCUCGCAACAGUCAUGGCAGUUUGGUGAAGGAUUUUGCCAAUUUCAGGGAUUUUUUACUAUUUUUCUCUCCAUUUCCUCUGCCACAUUCAUUUCUGUUAUUGCAGUGGACAGAUAUUUUUCACUGGCUAACCCGAUGAGCCAUACUGCCAGAGUUACAUCGACACAUGUCCUCUUCACUUCGAUAUUCAACUGGUUUCGCGCUGCGUUUUGGGCAGCUUUUCCUCUUUUCGGCAUCGAUGGACUCAAGUACAAAUUUGUUCCUUCGAUAAAUGGCUGCAGAUUCCGUUUGGAUCUUAAAGGCUCGUACUCUAUUUACUAUUAUUUUAUCGCCAUGGAGAGUUUCCUUCUCACGUCCUUCACAUUGUGCAUAAUGUAUUUCAAGAGCUUUCAAACCGCGCGCAAUAGCGCUCGUCAAGUUCGACCAGGGAAUAUACAAAUCCAGGUUUUACAGAAUGGCGAAUUCACUUCGGUAGCACAAACAAAAAACAGUUUUCAAAGUUUGAAAGCGAAUGUUACCUUGGCACUAAUCAUUGGGUCUUUUUUGCUGACGAGAGGUCCGCUGGCGAUUUUCAACAUCGUCACCAGCUUCACUAGUGAAGGAUAUUUUUCCGCCGGUACGGAAACGACUGUGUAUUUUAUGGUAUUUUUAGGGCCAUUACUAGAUUCCCUUGUGUAUGUUUUGCUCAACCGAAAGCUGCGAAAAGAGGUUUUUCUUAUUCUGCGCAAGUGUGUCAAAAAAAGAUCGGUUGAAGAAGAACCCAAAGACAUUGUCGAUUAUUUGAGGACGCUAACUGAUAACUAUGUUUCUACGAGAAAUUCAUCCACAGAAAUCAGUUGA
Pocillopora meandrina is the source of this 2345-nucleotide messenger RNA. The record is from the annotation of a GenBank genome assembly. NCBI's taxonomy places the organism in Eukaryota, Metazoa, Cnidaria, Anthozoa, Scleractinia, Pocilloporidae.